AAAAUCCUCAGACCGGAAUUGGCUUCGUUAUCGUUUCGGAGCCUCUAACGGUGCCCCACUGAAGAUAAUGGUAGCCGAGGAAACUUUAAACACUGCGUCCUGGAAUAAAAGCCUAUGUUUGUAGAGUUUCUGACUGGUUACAUCAGCUUCGGACGGGGGGAUGCCGGUGGAGAGUGGGAGCAGCUCUGCUGCCCGCCAGGUGAAGCAGAAGAGGAAGUCUCACAGUCUGUCCAUCCGCAGGACCAACAGCACCGAACAGGACCGUUUGGGCCUGCAGAGAGACAUACUGGAGGGGCAGUCCUCUGAAAAUCUGGAAUCCGUCCCACGCAUGGAGGACUCCAAACUGCCUCCGUCGCUGCGCAGCAAUCUGCUGGACCUGUUCAGUCAGAUCGAGAGAGAAUUUGAAAACCUCUACUUAGAAAACAUUGAAUUACGAAGGGACAUCGAGACUCUGAAUGAGCGUUUAGCUGCAGAGGGACACACCUUUGAUGGGGCAGAUUUAGCCAAAGGAGCUCUUAAAACCAAAGCAAGUCAUAGUACCAGUCAGCUGUCACAAAAACUGAAAACCACCUACAAGGCUUCCACAAGCAAGCCGCGUUCAAAUUCUUGCCACGGCAGAGUAGGUGGAUCCCGCAACUUCAACGUAACCACUUGGGAGUUGUGGGGUGGAGACUCAUGGAUUGUGUCCAGUUUCAAAGCAACUGCAGCUAGGGCGGUCUGCCAGUUGGUUAAGGAGUAUGUCGGUCACAGGGACGGCAUCUGGGACCUUAGCGUCACCAGGAACCAACCUGUGGUGCUCGGGACUGCAUCUGCGGACCACACUGCCAUGCUGUGGAGCAUCGAGACGGGAAAGUGCCUCCUGAGAUAUACAGGUCAUCAAGGAUCAGUCAACUCCAUCAAGUUCCACCCAACUGAGCAGAUGGCUCUAACAGCCUCUGGAGAUCAGACGGCCCACAUCUGGAGGUACAUGGUGCAGCUGCCAACUCCCCAGCCUGUGGCGGAUGUCAGUCAGACGCCUUGUGAAGACGACGUGGACUUCUCCGAUAAAGACGAGCCCGACUGCGAGGUAGAGGGGCCGAUCGACUGCCCGUCCAUCCGUGUGGCGGCCACCACGCUGCGUAGCCAUCAAGGGGUGGUGAUUGCUGCUGACUGGCUGGUUGGAGGCAGGCAGGUUGUGACCGCGUCCUGGGACCGAUCUGCUAACUUGUAUGACGUGGAAACCUCAGAGCUGGUUCACUCGCUGACAGGCCAUGACCAGGAGCUGACUCACUGCUGCACUCACCCCACCCAGCGCCUGGUGGUCACCUCAUCCAGAGACACCACCUUCAGACUGUGGGACUUCAGAGACCCGUCCAUCCACUCGGUCAACGUGUUCCAGGGACACACAGACACAGUGACAUCUGCCGUCUUUACUGUGGGAGAUAAUGUGGUGUCUGGCAGUGACGAUCGAACCGUCAAAGUGUGGGACCUGAAAAACAUGAGGUCUCCCAUAGCAACCAUCCGCACCGACUCCGCUGUCAACAGGAUCAGCGUCUCUGUAAACCAGAAAAUCAUCGCUCUUCCUCACGACAAUCGGCAGGUCCGGCUGUUCGACAUGUCUGGGGUCCGACUGGCUCGACUCCCCAGAAGCAACAGACAGGGUCACCGCCGUAUGGUUUGCUGCUCCAUCUGGUGUGAAGACAACACCACCUGCAACCUGUUCACCUGCGGCUUUGACCGGCAGGCCAUCGGCUGGAACAUCAACAUCCCCGCCCUGCUGCAGGAGAAAUGAGCUCAUCCUGAUCCUUUCAGCUCGCACUGAAGCUCCACCCAUAGUCUGUGUUUGCGUCAGACUCCUUCCCGUUAGCUUGAAAGACGGACGGUUUGCAUUUAGAAGAACAUUUGCUUUCAUUUGAGCCCACAGAGGAGAUGUUUUUCAUCCUCAAUGCUCCCUUAGAAACGGCCCACCCCAAACUCUGGAGCCAGUCCGGACCAGGACUUCUGCCCGUCACAUCUGCCCCUCUCAGCUGCCAUGGAAACGUAUUUCUAGUUGUUCUGUAUCUACAACAAACCAAAUAAACAAUUGCGCCAAUCAUAGAAGAAAAGCACAAAAACAAAGUCCAAAACAUGAAAAAUAAUGUAAGAGUUUUCAGCUAAAGCUUUGAAACUGUGACAGCAUUCUGCUGCUUUAAAAGAAAGUGACUCCAUGAUCUUCUGGAAGAGCUCCUGCUUGACUUGAAAUCUCUUCUUUGUCCUGAUGUUGUCUGCAGAAGUUCUGGUGUCCUUAUAACCACGAAUGUUACUUUUUUUAUUUUCUAAAAGACGUUGCCUGUAAGGCUAGGGGAAUAAAAAUGUUGGUUUCUUUAACAGUUAAAAAAAAAUCAGUGAGUUUCCUUUAGUUUGAUGUCUGUGAACGAUUAUUUCCCCAUAAACGUAAAAAAAGAGAAUGUAUUCAAACCUGCCUUGUUUCCUGAUUAAAGUAAACAUGUAUUUCAGGCACUUUUUGAGUAAACUGGCAGAAAACCUGAAAGGCUUCAUUUAAUUUGAAGCCUUAAGAACUUCUGCAACUUUAGCAUUUCAAAGUAAAAGAGCACUGAAAAGCUGCUGAAUUAUAAUUAAAUAAGUGUUUAGUUUACUGACUAGUCCUAUUAGCUGCUAAAAAUGGUAAAUGAUGUGCAAAAUGCCAGAAUAAACCCCAAAAAACUGCAGAAAAUAUAAAUAUUUCAAAAAUACAUUUUACUAAAAACUUGUUGAAUAAAGUGGAGGACAUCAGAAUAAUGCAUGCAUGCUACAUUAUUUGUUAAAAACCAUGUUAACCUAAAAGAACUGAUAAAUUAAAACUUAAAAUAGCAACAAACAUGCAAAUGCAAAUGCUUUUUCUAAAUGCUGAGACACUGAAGUGAACAAUAAACCUGUAAGAAACCAAAUGUCACAAAAUGCUAAAAAAGAAAUAGCUCAAUAAAAUGCUAAAUUCACUUAAACUGUAAAAAGUAAGCCAAGGUUUUAGGAUAUAUAUAGAACAAAAAAAGCUCAAUUUCAAAUGUUCACUUUAAUGUAGAAUGUAAAAUAGUUUCCAGCACUUAAGAAAAAGGUUUUGAAUGACUCCAAGCUUUCUCCAUGCAUCCAGAAACGUAUAGGAAAUGUACAACGUUGGUGUUGAGAUUUCAUGAAACUAAAAUACAAAUAAUUCAGCAGACAGUGAUGUCUUUAGAAAUGCAGAUGACUUUCAUUUCUGCGUAUUAUUAACCAAAAAAGGAUUUAGGUCAACAAAAGCUGCAUUUAUAAAUGCAGCUUUCCUGAUGAGAAGAGAUUCCCUCAGACGCUUCUGCUGUUACGCCAACACUCCAAUGAACAGAACUUUACCGUUUGUAUUUUGUCGCGGCUCCUUUUUGUGCUUGAAGUGUUUCCAGAGUUUUUAUUAUCAUCAUUUUUUUGGUACUAAAGUCAGUUUUUGAGCAGCCAAAUGAUGCGUUGACUGUCACCCGUUCAUUGAAGCUCUCAGCCAAAGCUGCGUUUACGAAAGAAGUACGUUUGAUUGUGUUUGUGGGAAAGAGUUCAGUUGUAAUCAGAUCAAAGUGUGCAUUUUGAUGAAUGUCAUCACUGCAUCGGUGAGGCCAGGUGGAAGUGCAGUCACACCUCAUUCAUGCCAACUGAAGUUCAGAUUUUUCAGCGUUUUCCUUCAGAGCUGAAUGUUUUCACUUGUCUUCAGAGGAAAUAUCUACUCACUUUUGUAGACACACACAGCUUUUGUGUUUGUGCUUUGCUCCCACUUCACCGCUGCCUUUUGCAGCUUAAAGAAAUAAAUGUCUUUAACAAAACAAAACCAUUCAAAUGUUUUUUUUUUAAUCUAAAGUGAUUGAACUACACAAACAGCAGAAAUGGUUAAAAAUGUAAUCCUGCUUUUAUUUUGAAAGUGUAACAUUUGUAUGAGAUAAACAAAUAGAAGAACACUGAGUACAAUUUCAGCAGCAGCUGUUUCAUAUAAAACUGUUUUGUUGCUUCAUAACUGAUGUUGGUUCAUGUUUUUUUUUUUUAAUUUGAUGUCAAACUGAGCUGAUCCUUCAUCCCUGUGAUGGAUGGAAGUGCAGAGCUCUUCUUUUUCUGUCUGAACUGCUCAUUUAUCUGCAUCUUCUGUCACAACUGAAUCUUCUGGACGAAAGAACGUCUCUCCCCACGUUUCACAGCAUCAGUUUUCAGAAAUGCAGCUUGUUGAAGUGUGUGAAAGUGUUGCUGCUCUGUGGUAACAGUCUUUUAUGUGAUGGAUGUAGAACAAACAGCACAACUUGUUUCUCCAGAAAAAAACAUCCACUGCAGUUUGAAUUGCAGCUGUGUGAUGAGGAACAAGCCUGUGUUUGAGGAAUAAAAAUAAAGACUUUGUGUGGGUAUUUGA
Oryzias latipes (Japanese medaka) is the source of this 4369-nucleotide messenger RNA. The record is from RefSeq and is a predicted model, not a curated record. NCBI's taxonomy places the organism in Eukaryota, Metazoa, Chordata, Actinopteri, Beloniformes, Adrianichthyidae.